Messenger RNA from Mesocricetus auratus (golden hamster), 3173 nucleotides. It is a transcript of the gene Aldh3a2, whose product is annotated as aldehyde dehydrogenase 3 family member A2. The transcript has 11 exons. The record is from RefSeq and is a predicted model, not a curated record. Gene Ontology annotation, cellular component: cytoplasm. NCBI's taxonomy places the organism in Eukaryota, Metazoa, Chordata, Mammalia, Rodentia, Cricetidae. Bases 257 to 1783 code for a protein of 508 amino acids. Gene Ontology annotation, biological process: aldehyde metabolic process. Gene Ontology annotation, molecular function: aldehyde dehydrogenase (NAD+) activity.
AAGGAUCUUGAAGCUCUGCGAGUUGUUGGGGGUGGGGCUUCGCAGUCACGUGCAGCGGCCCGGCCAAUAGGCGCGCGUCGCGUCGUUGGCUGCAGAGCGGUCGGGCUUGGCUUACUUGGAGGCCUGGUCUGGGCGGAUAGGCUGGUGGAAAGUGUGAGCCGAAGGUGGCACUCAGCAGCUGCGUCUGUCCGAGCAGCGCGUCGCCAGGACUGUGUGGCCACAUCUGCCCCCCUCGGCGUUCUCCACAGGCUCGAUCAUGGAGCGUCAGGUCCAGCGGCUUCGCCAAGCGUUCCGGUCCGGCCGAUCGCGGCCGCUGCGCUUCCGAAUGCAGCAGCUCGAGGCCCUGAAGAGGAUGGUGCAGGAGCGCGAGAAGGACAUUUUGGCAGCCAUCGCGGCGGACCUGAGCAAGAGUGAACUCAACGCAUACAGUCAUGAAGUCAUUACCAUCCUUGGGGAAAUUGAUUUUAUGCUGGCAAAUCUUCCUGAAUUGGCUUCUGCUAAACCAGCUAAGAAGAACCUGCUUACCAUGUUGGAUGAGGCCUAUGUUCAGCCAGAGCCUCUGGGAGUUGUACUGAUUAUUGGAGCUUGGAACUACCCUUUCGUUCUCAUCAUGCAGCCACUGGUGGGAGCCAUCGCCGCAGGAAAUGCUGUGAUUGUUAAGCCUUCAGAACUAAGUGAAAACACGGCCAAGAUCUUAGCUAAACUCCUCCCUCAAUAUUUAGACCAGGACCUGUAUGCGGUUGUUAAUGGUGGUGUCGCAGAGACCACAGAGCUCCUGAAGCAGCGGUUUGAUCACAUUCUCUACACAGGAAACACUGCAGUGGGAAAAAUUGUCAUGGAAGCUGCUGCCAAGCACCUGACCCCUGUGACCCUGGAACUCGGGGGGAAAAGCCCCUGUUACAUAGACAGAGACUGUGAUCUGGACAUCGCCUGCAGACGCAUAACCUGGGGAAAGUACAUGAAUUGUGGUCAAACUUGUAUUGCUCCAGACUAUGUCCUCUGCGAAGCCUCCCUCCAGGAUCGGAUAGUGCAGAAGAUGAAGGAAACAGUGAAGGACUUUUAUGGGGAAAAUAUAAAAGAUUCUCCUGAUUAUGAAAGGAUCAUUAAUCUUCGUCACUUUAAGAGGUUACAGAGUUUGCUUGAAGGACAGAAAAUAGCUUUCGGCGGGGAGACUGAUGAGGUCACACGCUACAUAGCCCCAACCAUACUUACUGAUGUUGAUCCUAAUUCCAAGGUGAUGCAAGAAGAAAUUUUUGGACCAAUUCUUCCAAUAGUGUCUGUGAAAAAUGUAGAUGAAGCCAUUAAUUUCAUAAAUGAUCGUGAGAAGCCCCUGGCGCUCUACAUAUUUUCCCAUAACAAUAAGCUCAUCAAACGGGUGAUUGACGAAACAUCCAGUGGGGGAGUCACAGGCAAUGAUGUCAUCAUGCACUUCACUGUCAAUUCUUUGCCCUUUGGAGGUGUGGGUGCCAGUGGAAUGGGGGCUUAUCAUGGAAAGUAUAGUUUUGACACCUUUUCUCAUCAGCGCCCCUGUUUAUUAAAAGGCUUAAAGGGAGAAAGUAUUAACAAGCUCAGGUACCCUCCCAACAGUCAGUCCAAGCUCAGUUGGGCAAAGUUCUUCCUGCUGAAACAGUUCAACAAAGGAGGCUUGGUGAUGCUGAUGGUCGCGUGCUUGGCUGUGGUUGCAGCUGUGAUUGUCAAGAAAUACCAAGCUCUGCCGAGGGGGAAUGCCCUGUUGGCUUCUCUAGCAGUUCACAGACUGUGCUGGUCCAGUAAACACUCAUGAUCAAAUCUCAGCUGUCUGUUGAGAGUGAGGAAUAUCUGUAAUGACUUCCUCGUAGCCUCUACUGAAUUAUUCCUCUACUAAAUGGUUUCCAAACCAAAACUUUAAAAAUCAUACCCAAGCCAGGAAAUUCACAGAUGUACUGCAAUCAAACCUAAGUCGUUGCCACUAACCAUUAUCAAAACUCACUGUUUGAGCCAAAUUCCAGCAUUUGUCAGCAAGGAAGGUACUGUGCUGGGGCAGGAACAUGUCACCAAAUCCAUCACUUCUUUGCUCCAGCUCACAGCACUUCUGCAUCUUCUGCUGCUGGGCAUCAGUAGAGCCCUCGAGUGUCAACACGGCCCAGGCUUAACCCCUGUCCUCUACUGUCCAGCUCCUAAGGGUACUAAGCUUGGGAAGUGGAUAUGUCCACCUCAUCCACUGAAACGAGACUCUGACCUUCAGGAAUUGGCUGUCGGUCUAAGCAUCCUUUGUUGCACAUCAGCUGAAGUAUGUGUGUUUGUGACAGUCUGUUGUCACUGUCCACAGUGCCUUUGUGAUGACUUAAGCUACACCGAGCCUCUUGCCAAGAAGCAGUGAGAGCUUCUUGUAGUCACACCUGUUCCAGAGGCCUAGGCUAGAAGACCCCUGAUCCCCAGCCUACGCUACAUAGUGAGGACCACCCCCCUAUUCUCCAUAGACCCCCUCGAGAUCCUAAAGUUGAAUGUCACACAUACCUUCAAGGAUAAAUCUUUUCUUGUUUUCAUAGCACAAUGCAAGGAAGUUGUGCUUUUUAAAUCUAGCCUACAGAUCUUAAUGUAUGGGCCAGCUCCUGUCAUGGACAGGGAGAUGUUAGGAUCUGAGGCUUCAGAAUGCAUGGGACAGAGACUGUUGGACAAUGCUGUGAGCAUUGAAACAUACUGAAAGGGAUGGAUGGUAAGAAGAGCUUCUGAGCAUGGGGAGCCAUUAGUAUCAUUCAGCUCCUAAUGUGGCCAAGCGGGGAAAUGGCAAAGGAGAUCUGUGUAGAACUCAACUCCCUGCUGCCAGGGCCUGGCUGCGCCCGGAGCUCCAAACUGUAGAGCCCCCACUGUCUUCCAGAUUAGCGCUUGACCUACUCAAUGAGAAUGUAACUUGCUUUAUUGGAUGUAUAGCCAUCUUUGCUGAAUAACCUGUCCUAUUAUUGAGCUGUCUGAAGGGUGUUGUCUCUACUGAAGUAUGGGGUAUCAAAACUAAAUCAUUGGCCUGUGUAGCAAGUAGAUGUUUAAGUGGCUGUUGUUAUUGAGUAAUCAUAAAAUAUUUUGCACAAAAUUUCAUUGUAGAACUUGUACUUAUAUUAAAUUAUAAAUCAUAACUUUUAGUUAGGCUAGAAUACUUACACAAUAUACUGAUCUUCAAAAUAAAUGUAUUUCAUAAA